Molecule: messenger RNA, 3108 nt
Organism: Leguminivora glycinivorella
Lineage: Eukaryota; Metazoa; Arthropoda; Insecta; Lepidoptera; Tortricidae
Product: myb-like protein X
Source: RefSeq, a predicted model, not a curated record
UAUAGGUUUUAUCUAAUGGAAGACUUAUUUUUUCUCAGGUAUGGACCAAGAAACAAUGGACCACCGCCGAUGUACCCUAACAUGGGGCCGAAACCCAUUCCACCAUUAUCGAGUAUUCCUAUUCAGGACCCGCCUCCAGGAUAUCGCGGUCGAUAUGACGGACCGCCUUUCGAAGACAUUCCUCCUGGACUGGAACCUCCAGUGCCUGGAUUUGAACCUUCACCUUUUGAAAAACCACCUUAUGGACCUCCAGGUCCUGGACCUAUUGAUCGUGAGAGAAUGCCGCCAGCUAAUUAUCGAGAUCCUUACAGAGCACCUUUUGUAGAAGGCCCUCCAGGAUACCGGGAUAUGCCGAUGCCUCCUGCGCAAAAUGAAAUUCCUGUUCACGUAGGUGACCCACCUCGAUACCGUGAUAACUAUAGAGGCCCCGGGCCGUACCGUGACCAGGGCCCGAUGCCAUAUAGAGAAGGACAACCAUUUCGUGAAAUGGGCCAGGCCCCACCAUACCGUGAUCCUGGUUUUAGAGGAGGACCGCCGGCACCCUUUAGAGAAAACUUUAGGAAUGCUCCAUUUAGGGAAGGCGUCUUUCGAGAAAAUCCUCCUCACGGCUUUCGUGAAGGUCCUGCACCAUUUAGGCCUCCAAGUGUUGACCCAAGAGAACCACCUCCUGCAAAUUUCCAUGAUCCAGCUUUCCGCGAUGGCUUUAGAGAUGAAAACAACCCGGGAAGAGAAAUGCGUCCUGGUUAUAGACCUGGGGUUCGUAAUAGAGGUCCUUCAAGGCGCAAUCCUAACUUUGAGCAAGAUAGACACCGAGAACCAGAAGGUCGUGAUAGAGAACGCUUUGGCGAUAUUAGAGAUCCAGCAGAACGGUCGCGUGAUAUUGAGAAAAGAGACAGACUCCGUGAAGACAGGCCACGUGAAGAACGUUCUCGUGGUGAUCGACCUCGUGAUCACGAAAGAAACCGAGAAUGAAAAGAGAGAGAGCGUGAGCAUGAUAGAGCAACACCCGAGAAGAAAGUCCGUGGGUCGCCGAAACGUAAUCGUGAUACACGUGAUAAACGUCGAAGUGAAUCGAGAGGUCGCUCUCGUGAUCGAGACCGUGAUGCAAAGCGAGAUAAGAAAGAAGAGAGACUUCGCGAUAAAACGUCAUCCGAAAGAGCCAAAGAGCAUAAAGACAAAGAAAAGAAAUUGAGGGAUAAGGAAAGAAAGAAAAAGAAGAGAGAAAAGGAGAAAGAAAAAGAUACAGACAAAAAGAAAAAACGAGAAAAGAAGGAUAAGAAAGAUAAGGAUAUCGUUAAAAAAGAAGACAAGGAAGAUAAAGAGGAAGACGAAGUAGAAAAAUCUUCUAAUAAAGAUGACGCCGUAGACGACCAAAACAAAACUGAUACUGAUAAUGUUUCCGAUGAAAACAAGAUAAAUAAUGAACUUGGUGAAAACAAUACAGAAGAAAAACUUGACUCUCCAAAAGGAGUUGUAAAAAAUGAACCUCAAAAUGAUUUAUAUGGCGAUGAACCUGCAGAAGCAAUUGACAAAGAAAUCAUUCAAAAUUACGUCAAAACUGAAGAUAAUGAAGGUGUUAAAGAGGAAGUUACUGAAAGUAACGUUGAUCCAGGACUUAAAGAAGAACCUUUUGAUGGAAUUGAAUUACAAGUUACUGCGGAAGAAUUAGAUCUAAAAGCAGAUAUAGAAGGUACAACCGAAAAGGAAAUGUUGGCACCUUUACCUGAACUAUCAAAAUGGGAAGUUGAUGAUGACAAUAACGAAAGAAAAGAACCAGGUGAAAUAACCUCACCCGAUGAAGAAGAUUCCGGUAAAGUAACUUCAGAAGUUUUGAAGCGAGCUGAAAAUGCAAUAUUUGCAAAGGCUAUUCAUUCUCUCAGACCAAUAGAAAUAAAAAAAAUAAGUGGCGAUAGAGCCAAACUUUAUGACGAUAACGCACAGGCGAAAGGUUCCAUGAAUAAUAUUCAAAUUACCGUUCCGGUAGCAGAUCCCGAACAUAGAUCUAUAGAAAUAAAUGAUAAAACCAAGAAGAGAACUUCUAAAACCCCUCCUCCCAGAUUGUCUGUAAAAGAACGAUUGGGAGGCAAAGUAGAUGAUAUUCGUAGAUCAAGGGAACCUCGUGUUGUACAUAGCACAGUUGAACGAGUGAAGUCUCGGUCUAAAACACCUAAAAAGGAACAACCAUAUCGUAGAGUAACCGUUGAUAGAGAUAGAAGCAAAAAACCGGAAUCAGUCGGCAGAAUGGAACCAAAAGGAGAGAAGCCGCGUUUGAUAGCCGACGCUAGAGGGUUGCAAGAGAAAUUUUCAAGUCGUAGUCCAAAUCGUGAUAAAAAACGAAAAGAUGUAGACAGAGGAAGGGAAUCUAAAAAGAUAAAGUCCGAAUCAAGUGUCGAUUCUCGCAGCCAAGAUAAAAGUACGUCGAGUGUCGUAAAAACGACUGCUGAGCGAGAGAGAAAGAAGUCUACCUUGGAUGAGGCGCACUUUGAGCCUGACUACGACGAGACAGUAGAGUCUGAGCACGAAGGAAAAGACGAUGCUGUGGGUAAAAAACGCGAGCGGUCAAUGUCACAAACCGUAACCAGCGAAGUGAAAAAACCUAAACUAGAAGAAGAAACAAUCAAAUUAGAUUUAGCUAAUGUUAAAAAGAAACCUGAUACCGAAAGUGAAUCCUCGAGUGAUUCUGAUACAUCGUCAUCGUCCUCUUCGGAUACCCGUAAACGUAAGAAGAAGAAGAAGCGUAGCAGCAAGAAAAAGAAGAAGCGAGCCGCUAGCGACAGCGAUAGCGAUUCUGACUCCGACUCCGAUGACCACAAGAAAAAGAAAAAGAAACGUAAGCAUAAGAAGAAGUCGAGUAAGAAAAAGAAAAAAACUAAGCAUAAGUAGUUAAGUCCUAGACAGACUUUGACAAAAGUAUAUAAUAGGCAUAUUUGCAUACCUAUCGGUAAAGCUUCGUUUUAACAUUAUGUUCCUUUUAUUUUGUUUCCAAUAAUUAGGAUUUUUAUCGGAUUACCUUUACAAUUUCUAGAGUAGGUACUGCAUAAAUGCACUUCAUAGUCAUGAAAUGUAAUAAACUAAUUAUUUAAUAAUAAACUAUUCUGGUGGUAUCAA